This is a messenger RNA of Lepisosteus oculatus (spotted gar), 1866 nucleotides long. It is a transcript of the gene mtch2, whose product is annotated as mitochondrial carrier homolog 2. Gene Ontology annotation, cellular component: membrane; mitochondrion. NCBI's taxonomy places the organism in Eukaryota, Metazoa, Chordata, Actinopteri, Semionotiformes, Lepisosteidae. Gene Ontology annotation, biological process: positive regulation of apoptotic process. The record is from RefSeq and is a predicted model, not a curated record.
CUGACGCUAGCCGGAUCACGUGACAGCACUUGGUCUCUCUCUCUCUCUCUCCCCCCCCUUCUUUCUCUCUCUCGAGGUCCAGGACGAGAUUGUUGUUUCCAUCAUGGCGGACACGUGUGGUCAGGUGCUGCUGGGGUCGGGUCUCACAGUUCUCUCCCACCCGCUUAUGUACAUCAAGGUGCUAGUGCAGGUUGGGCACGAACCUCUUCCACCAACUUUAGGCAGAAACUUCUUUGGCCGGCAGGUUUACCAACUGCCAGGCCUUUUUGCCUACGCUAAACACAUAGUGAAGAUUGAUGGGAAGGCAGGUCUGUUCAAAGGCCUGGCGCCUAGACUUUGUGCUGGAUCCAUCGGGACCAUCGUCCACAGUAAGGUCCUUCAGAGAUACCAGGAACAAGAAAAAAAUAAUGAGGAGUCAGGAAACUGCAAGAAAGAUGACAUCUCGUCACUACAGCAAGUUGUGAAUGAGACAACCAAAGAGAUGGUAGCACGUUCCUGUGCCACGAUUGUCACUCACCCCUUCCAUGUUAUCACUCUGAGGUGUAUGGUGCAAUUUAUUGGAAGGGAAACCAAAUACAGCGGGGUGUUCGACUCCAUUGUAACCAUCUACAAGGAAGAGGGAAUUCUGGGAUUUUUUGCGGGUUUAAUUCCUCGCCUGCUAGGUGAUAUUUUGUCAUUAUGGAUCUGCAACAUGCUCGCACACCUUGUCAACACCUAUGCAAUAGACAGCUCUAUGAACCACAUGGGAGAAAUAAAGAACUGCUCUCAGGCCAUCACAGGUUUCUUUGCGAGCAUGCUUACGUAUCCCUUCAUGUUGGUGUCCAACUUAAUGGCAGUCAACAGCUGUGGCCUUGCGGGCGGCCUUCCUCCUUAUGCUUCAGUAUAUCCUAACUGGGUGGAGUGUUGGAGGCACCUUAGCAGAGAGGGCAACACGAGCAGAGGGAACAGUCUAUUCUUCCGAAAGGUGCCGGCUGGGAAGACGUACGCCGUGGACCAGCAGAGAUUUUUUUAAAUGAUCGUGGAACAGAAUCGAAUCUAAUUGUAAUGACCUAACGUAAUAUUUGAGGAAUGAAAUGGAAAUUAUCCGAUUGUUUGUAUAUGCAUUUGUUUACAGCAACGUGCUCAAGGUUUUUUUAAAAAAAAUCAAUCUGUCAAAUUCUGAAACCAGUAAAGAUGUUUAUGCAUUAUUUUAUGACAAUGAGAGCUGCUUUGAUUGUAAAGAAAUAUAUUUUAAUUUUUUGUCAUCUAUAAAAGUACAUAUAAAGAAAGGGUUCAGGUAGAAGUUCUGUACAACCCAACAGAAAUGUGUAUCUUAAAGACCCACAAUUCAGCUGCAUGUUUUGCUGUAGCUACGUGUUUGUGCUUGGGAUCAAGCUAAACACUUAACUGUUGUUUUACAUCAGUUUUAUUGUGUCGGGGUACUUAUUGUCUUGUGUCGGCAUGGGUGCUUGAGUUUUCAGAUUGAAUUGAAGUUAACUGGUCUCGGUAGUUGUUAGCUACCUCAGACAUAACGCAAAUUUGGUCACGAAGAAUAAGUCUUUUUUACUGCAGCUUCAUAUUGGGUAUCGGCUGUAUAUACUCUUUCACCUCAUGUGCACAUGAAAUAUAAUAGAUGUGUGGAGUUCUGUGAAAUGUUCGAACUGUAAGAUUGUCCAUCUGCUCAUUAAAGAACUUAGGAUCAAAAUGAAUUGCAGAGAUCAUGCAAGCUGUUGGAGUCAAAAAGGUCAUUGUAGAUCUUUUCUGAAGUGUCAUUCUUUAAGAAUAGUACCUUUGGUGAGCAUUUGCGAGCCUUACAAUAAAGAGGGAUCCCAGUAAUAGAUAAAAAGUCCUGAAACCAAUGCAAUAAUAAAAUGAAAAUUUAACGGA